AUGGGAUCGGAUCUCUUUGAGUUGAAGGGUAACAGGGCACUCUAUGAUGUGCUGGGCGUGUCCAAGAACGCCCCCGACAUCGAGAUCCGCCGCGCGUACUACAAACUGGCCGUAGUGUACCACCCAGACAAGAACCCCGAUGGUGUUGAAAUGUUCAAGGAGAUCAGCUUCGCCCACAGCAUCUUAUCUGACCCGGCGCAGCGCAGCCUGUACGACUCGGAGAGGCUGCGGGCCCACAUUGAGGGGCAGGCGCGGGCGUACGACCCGAUGAUGGAUCCAAACGUUGAGCUCACUGCGGAGGAACUCCGACAGUUUGUGGAGCGCAAACGCACGGAUGAGGAGUCAAAGAAGCGGGACAAGAGUGAGUUUGAUAAACAGCGCGAGGAGGAAAUGCGACGCCGCGCCGAGUACGACGCACAGAACCCCGCCUUCAAGGCGGAAUACGAACGCAUGCGUGCCAUUUUGAAGGAAGGGGCCGCCCAACGAAUGUCCGCCAUCAGCGUGCCACGGCAUUCCACCACCGCCGAGCUGAUGCAGCAGUUUGAGAAGAAACGCCAAGCUGAAGAAGAAGCGCGUCAUACACGGCAUAGCGGCGGAGCCCAGGACGGCAAAGGGGGUGUAGGAUGUACCGCCUCCACUUCGGUUAAGCGCAGCAUGAUGCAGGAGUUCAGGUUGCGUCACAACGGUGAGACGCCAUCGCCCAGCAGCGUGGCUUUAACUGCCGACAGUCAGGCAAUGGACCGCCGACUACGAUUUCCGUCGGAAUCGGAGAGUAUCUCAUACAGCUGUGAUGUAGAAGAACGCAUUGGGAGAUGUGCCAAUUUUGACUACCGAAGUUACGUGGAGAGCAGCAUCAUUGACGGUGGGAGUGUUCUUGAUGACGCAAUACUCGCGGAUGCGCUGGGCAACUACGAUCGCCGGAGAUGA
Messenger RNA from Trypanosoma rangeli, 927 nucleotides. Its product is annotated as chaperone DnaJ protein. The record is from RefSeq and is a predicted model, not a curated record. Gene Ontology annotation, molecular function: protein-folding chaperone binding; misfolded protein binding. The coding region runs from base 1 to 927 and encodes 308 amino acids. The transcript has a single exon. NCBI's taxonomy places the organism in Eukaryota, Euglenozoa, Kinetoplastea, Trypanosomatida, Trypanosomatidae. Gene Ontology annotation, cellular component: endoplasmic reticulum.